This is a messenger RNA of Trematomus bernacchii (emerald rockcod), 1152 nucleotides long. RefSeq names its product small nuclear ribonucleoprotein polypeptide A' (gene snrpa1). Gene Ontology annotation, biological process: mRNA splicing, via spliceosome. The transcript is spliced from 9 exons. Gene Ontology annotation, molecular function: U2 snRNA binding; protein binding. Gene Ontology annotation, cellular component: U2 snRNP. NCBI's taxonomy places the organism in Eukaryota, Metazoa, Chordata, Actinopteri, Perciformes, Nototheniidae. The record is from RefSeq and is a predicted model, not a curated record. The coding region runs from base 130 to 1050 and encodes 306 amino acids.
GAAUAUAUCGAGAGAAGAAGAAGGAGCGGGCCUUUGUCCCGACAUACAGCGUGUUUGCAGUGUUGCAGUCAUCAGGACGUUUAGCUGCGAAAGGACUUCUACCCGGUACCGUCGGCUCCUCGCGUCAACAUGGUGAAAUUAUCAGCAGAGUUAAUUGAGCAGGCUGCUCAAUAUACCAACCCCGUGAGAGACAGAGAGCUGGAUUUACGAGGUUAUAAAAUCCCGGUGCUUGAAAAUCUUGGAGCUACUCUGGACCAGUUUGACACGGUUGACUUCUCUGAUAAUGAAGUCAGAAAACUGGAUGGCUUUCCUCUGCUCAAAAGACUGAAGACAUUGCUAGUGAACAACAACAGGAUUUGUCGCAUAGGUGACAAUCUGGAACAAUCUCUGCCGAGUCUGACAGAACUGGUUCUUACAAACAACAAUAUCCAGGAGCUGGGUGACUUGGACCCCCUGGCCUCAGUGAGGACACUGACCCUCCUCAGCUUGUUAAGGAAUCCCGUGACCAACAAGAAGCAUUACAGGCUCUAUGUCAUCAACAAAAUCCCACAGAUCCGUGUGCUAGACUUCCAGAAGGUAAAGCUAAAGGAACGUCAGGAGGCAGAGAAAAUGUUCAAGGGCAAACGAGGUGCUCAACUUGCAAAGGAUAUUGCCAAGCGAACCAAAACGUUCACUCCUGGAGGGGCCGCACAGCCGGAGAAGAAGAGGAGCGGGCCGUCUCAGGCUGACGUGGAAGCCAUCAAGAAUGCCAUCGCUAAUGCGUCCUCAUUGGCUGAGGUGGAGAGGCUGAAAGGGAUGCUGCAGGCCGGUCAGAUACCAGGACGAGAUCCCAGACAAGCUGGGACGGUGGAGGAGGAAGAGGAGGAGGAACAAGAAGAACAACAAGAAGAAGAAGAACAAGAAGAAGAACAAGAAGAAGAACAAGAGGGUGAAACGGCACAGAUGGAGUCACACAUGGGAGGAGGUUCUGGAGAAGAGAUCAAUGACGGCGAGGGAGAGGAGGACGAGGAGGAGGACAUGGAGGAAGAGCCUCAGGUUAAUGGCUCCUGAGCACGUUUUUUUGUUUUUUUGUUUUUUGUAGAUUUUCACGAGUUGGACAUGCAUCACUGCAGUUUUAUUUUGUAAACAGACAUAUUAAACUGAUUGCUUAUA